This is a messenger RNA of Synchiropus splendidus (mandarinfish), 1834 nucleotides long. It is a transcript of the gene gyg2, whose product is annotated as glycogenin 2. Bases 144 to 1382 code for a protein of 412 amino acids. Gene Ontology annotation, molecular function: glycosyltransferase activity. NCBI's taxonomy places the organism in Eukaryota, Metazoa, Chordata, Actinopteri, Syngnathiformes, Callionymidae. The transcript has 10 exons. The record is from RefSeq and is a predicted model, not a curated record. Gene Ontology annotation, cellular component: cytoplasm.
GUUGCGCAACCUUCCCAGUAGUUGAAUGACCACAUGAACACCAAGGCCGAUGGCAUGUGACUCUCGUGAGACUGUUGUAAUCGAGACGCAGCACACAUGGCCGCUGAGAGAAGGGUCUGAAACUUGGAUAGCCGACAACAGCAAUGGCAGCUACUGAAGCCUUCGUCACUAUGGCGACCACAGAUGAAUACUGCAAGGGAGCCAUGGCAGUAGCUGCAAGUUUACGGCGGCAUGGGACAACUCGCGACAUCGUUGUCAUGGUGACAGUGGGCAUUUCAGAACAGUCAAGAAAAGGUCUGGAGAAGCUGUUUGAUGAGGUCAUCACGGUGGAACUGAUGGACAGUGAGGACCACGUCCGCCUGGCUGUGCUGGGACGUCCGGAGCUGGGGAUCACGUUCACCAAGAUCCACUGCUGGACUCUGACACAGUUCAGUAAAUGUGUCUUCCUGGACGCCGACACUCUGGUGCUGUGUAACAUAGACGAGCUGUUUGAACGAGAUGAACUCUCAGCUGCUCCUGAUCCCGGCUGGCCCGACUGUUUCAACUCCGGAGUGUUUGUGUUUAAACCCUCUCUCCAAACUCAUGCAAGGCUGCUGGACCACGCGCGGAGGCUGGGCAGCUUCGACGGGGGAGACCAGGGUCUGCUCAACUCCUUCUUCAGUGGCUGGCCAGUGGAGGACAUCAGGAAACACCUGCCUUUCAUCUACAACCUGAGCACCAGCUCCGUCUACAGCUAUGCCCCUGCUUUCCAACAAUUUGGCCACGAAGCAAAGAUCGUCCACUUCCUGGGACCGGACAAACCUUGGAGGUCCAGCGGACCAGAUGCUCGUGGCGUUUCGUAUUUGUGUGAAGACUUUUUCUCCCAGUGGUGGAAAGAAUACGUCAGCGCUUCAUCAUCAUCCUCCUCCUCCUCCCGGCAGUGCCAGCAGACACAAAUCCAAGGACCAGCGGCUGACACGCCGUUUAGUCGACACUUUGACAGCUCCAACUCACUGCUCCCACACUUUCCUUCCACCUCUGAGCCGACUCACGCCGCACCUUUGACGGCCUCAAAUGAAAGUGAUAUCUGUGGAGUCAUGGCGCACACAGAAGUACAGCCUGGGAAGUGGAUGAUUCCACAUGUAGAAAACACACCAGAGGAGAUGACGGUGAUGGGGGAAAUACCUGCAAGCACAGGAAUCUUGGAAAUGGACGAGGCUGAGAGCACUGCCGACCACAGUGAAGCACCUGCUGCUGACCGUGAGAACGAGGAGCUAGAGCAUCGCAGGAUGUGGGAGGAAGGACGGGCCGACUAUUUAGGCAGAGAUGCUUUCAGGAAUAUUCAGAAGCUGCUGGAUUCCUUCCUGGAUGAACGCAUCUCUGAGACUGAGCCUGAGCAGUGAGAAGAACUUAAUCCAUCAUCAAACAUUGCUUUUAUUCGUGAUAGUGGAAGAUAAAGAAGUGUUGAAUCUCAUUUCAAUGGUGUUGGAUGAAGAGAACGAGAGGGAGGAUUUUGUUUUGUUUGUUUGGUUUUGUAUCUUGUGUAAAAUAAACAUGUCUGUGUGCUGGAAUUAUGGGGUAAAACUACUCUGUUAAACACACGUUCUUAUUAAGUGAUUCGCAAAUGAAGCAUUUUCUUCAUUUUAACAGCCCAGAUGGUGACUAUUAUGCGUUUGAAAUCCAACACUGCUGAGUAAAUAUGAGUCCAUCCAUUAAAGAAAGUCCAUCACGACGACAUCUUCUUUCAAAAUAUCCAAGCUUUACUGUUCGUGUUGUCAAACCGAACAGGUUCAAUAAUCACGUUGUCUGGAGGCAACAAUCAAGUUGAACCAUCAAAGUUUAAUACAGCUGAGGA